Messenger RNA from Nycticebus coucang (slow loris), 420 nucleotides. Its product is annotated as keratin-associated protein 1-3-like. The record is from RefSeq and is a predicted model, not a curated record. The coding region runs from base 1 to 420 and encodes 139 amino acids. NCBI's taxonomy places the organism in Eukaryota, Metazoa, Chordata, Mammalia, Primates, Lorisidae. The transcript has a single exon. Gene Ontology annotation, cellular component: keratin filament.
AUGGCCUGCUGCUCCACCAGUUUCUGUGGAUUUCCCAGCUGCUCUACCAGCGGGACCUGUGGCUCCAGCUGCUGUGAGCCCAGCUGCUGCCAGUCAACCUGCUGCCAGCCAACCUGCCUCCAGACCAGCUGCUGCCAGCCAACCUGCCUCCAGACCAGCUGCUGCCAGACCAGCUCUUGUGGAACCAGCUUGGGCACUGGCUGUGGCCAGGAGAGUGGCUGUGGGGCUGUGAGCAGCCGCACCAGGUGGUGCCGCCCAGACUGCCGCGUGGAGGGCACCUGCGUGCCCCCCUGCUGCGUGGUGAGCUGCACACCCCCUACCUGCUGCCAGCUGCACCAUGCCCAGGCCGCGUGCUGCCGCCCGUCUUACUGUGGACAGUCCUGCUGCCGCCCAGCCUGCUGCUGUGAGCCCACCUUUUAA